AGGGGGGAUGGGGUGGACAGGUCCAGGUUUUCGGUAGCUAGGGUGCUGAGAAUCGCCUGCAAGGUGGAGUAUGUAUUUCAAGCAUGCUAAGCUUGGAAUGCAGAUUAUGGAGGAGAUAAACAUUAAGCAGUUUUGUAUGGAAGCACAGAUACAAUAUGACAUAUGGAUAUGUAUGAACAUGGGGAUACUGGAAAAUUUAUUAAUUAUAAGACAAUACAGUUUGGGGGAUGCAGCACAACACUUGUUUUUCAGUUGCAGGGUCUCUUAUGCAAUGUGGAAUAGAUGCUAUCUUUGGGUGGUACUAAAUUCUGUCCUGCAUAAUGAGGCCAAUAGCCACUUCUUACAACACUCAAUCUGGGGGAUCAACAAAAAAUCAAAUUACAAGUGGAAACUUACCUGAUAUGCUGUCAUAUGGGGUAUUUGGCUUCAUCGAAAUGCUAUUGCAUUUAAUGAGGAGCUACUGGAUGAGGGGAAGCUGUGGGGCCUUAUUAAAACAAGAUCCUGGCUGUGGUUGAAAUCAAAAGUGAAGAAAUUGCUCCUUUUCGUGGUAUACUUGGUCAACAGAUCCGACGUUAUGUCUAAAAGAAAUGGCACAGUAAGCUACGUGGGACUGCAACAGAUAUAUGGAAAGAGCAUAGUUUCUGGCCUAUACUACAUACCAUGGGAAGCAGAGGAAUAGUUCCGGACAAGUGGUCCAUGAGAAUUCUUUGGGCUUGUGCUAUUGGAAGUGCCGUCAGCUUGUAUAUGGUUGCUGUAGAAAGACAAGCACAGAACAGACAGAGGAUGCUUGCUGAAGAAUUGAAAGCAAUGGAGUCAGGGGAAAGCAACGGCGAAGAUGGCUGAAUGUUAUGCUAUAAUUUUAUGAAAAGUAUGUAGUAUCAAAUAGGAGAUGCAGAGUUUCAGAUUUUCUGAAACUUCUCCGAAUGAUGUAAAAGCUUUCUGUGUUCAUCUUUUGUCAAUUUGCUAACAGUACAAUUUCUAAAGGUUUGAGCAUUUUCCAGUGGGAAAAUAAUGAAGUAGAUUUUCAUUUCAAAUGUGUUACCGAAAGGAUUGAAAUGAGCUUUGCAACCUAAUUUUUAACAUAUGAGCAAAUAAAUUUGUUAAGUUACUUUUAA
Messenger RNA from Glycine soja, 1115 nucleotides. RefSeq lists its product as uncharacterized. The transcript has 3 exons. The coding region runs from base 661 to 843 and encodes 60 amino acids. The record is from RefSeq and is a predicted model, not a curated record. Lineage: Eukaryota; Viridiplantae; Streptophyta; Magnoliopsida; Fabales; Fabaceae.